Jaculus jaculus (lesser Egyptian jerboa) is the source of this 4610-nucleotide messenger RNA. RefSeq names its product protein tyrosine phosphatase receptor type O (gene Ptpro). The record is from RefSeq and is a predicted model, not a curated record. Gene Ontology annotation, molecular function: protein tyrosine phosphatase activity; Wnt-protein binding; cadherin binding. The transcript is spliced from 27 exons. Gene Ontology annotation, cellular component: plasma membrane; GABA-ergic synapse; glutamatergic synapse. Gene Ontology annotation, biological process: podocyte differentiation; regulation of glomerular filtration; axon guidance. Lineage: Eukaryota; Metazoa; Chordata; Mammalia; Rodentia; Dipodidae. Bases 258 to 3902 code for a protein of 1214 amino acids.
CUCCAUCGCGAGCCAUUAGCUGGCGCGCGGCGGGCCGCUCCUGGCACGUUCUGGGAGGACCCCAGGGCGCAGGGGAGGAGAGGCAUCUGGGGGGCGCAGGACACUGCCCAGGCACCAUGCGUCCGCCUGGAGCUGCCGGGGCACCCGGGCUCUGAGGCUGCUGCCAGCUCGCCAUUGUGAGAGUGGCCGCGGGGACCUUCUCGCCGCCAGCGCCACCGCCAGCGCCACCGCCGACCCGGUCCACGGGUCCCGUCGCGAUGGGGCAUCCGCCCACGGGGACGCGCGGCCACCGUCGCCUGCUGCUGGGACUCGGGCUCUUUGUACUGCUCAAGAUCGCUACGACGUUCCAUGUGACCGUCCAAGAUGAUAAUACCAUCGUCGUCUCCUUAGAGGCCUCGGAUGUCGUCCACCCAGCAUCCACAUAUAUUGUGAAGAUCGCUGGAGAGUCCAAAAAUUACUUCUUCGAGUUUGAGGAAUUCAACAUCACGUUGCCUCCUCCUGUUGUCUUCAAGGCCAGUUAUCAUGGUCUCUACUAUAUAAUCACUCUGGUGGUGGUAAAUGGGAACGUGGUUACCAAGCCAUCCAGAUCAAUCACAGUGUUAACAAAACCUUUACCCAUAACCAGCGUUUCCAUAUAUGACUACAAGCCUUCUCCUGAAACAGGAGUCCUAUUUGAGAUUCAUUAUCCAGAAAAAUUUAAUGUUUUCACAAGAGUAAACAUCAGCUACUGGGAAGGGAAAGGUUUCCGGACAAUGUUGUACAAAGAUUUCUUUAAAGGAAAAACAGUGUUUAAUCACUGGCUACCAGGAAUAUGUUAUAAUAACAUCACCUUUCAGCUGGUAUCUGAAGCAACCUUUAAUAAAAGUACCCUUGUGGAAUAUAGUGGCGUCAGUCAUGAACCCAAACAGCACCGAACUGCCCCAUAUCCACCUCGAAACAUUUCUGUUCGUUUUGUGAACUUGAACAAAAACAACUGGGAGGAACAGAGUGGAAGUUUCCCAGAGGAAUCCUUCAUAAAAGCACAAGACUCAACAGGAAAAGACAGAGUCUUCCACUUCACACAAGAAGCUCUGGAAAUCCCUUCUGGAAACACCUCCUCGGGUUGGCCUGAUUUUAACAGCAGUGACUAUGAACCAACAGCUCAGUCAUACUGGUGGGACGGAGCAUCUGCAGCUCCUGAAAGCGAGGGUGACUUUGUCAGCGUUCUUCCAGUAGAAUACGAAAAGAAUGCGACAGUCAGCGGGACUGACCGGCCAAUGUCAGACUCUUUCUUCCCUGUGCAAAUGAUCCUGAGCUGGCUACCACCAAAGCCACCCACGGCCUUUGAUGGAUUCCAUAUUCUCAUAGAAAGAGAAGAGAACUUUACUGAGUAUUUCACGGUAGACGAAGAAGCUCACGAAUUCGAGGUGGAGCUGAAGGAGCCGGGGAAAUACAGACUGUCUGUGAGGACCUUCAGUGCCUCGGGGUCCUGCGAAGCUCGGAAAAGCCAGUCCGCGAAAUCCCUCAGCUUCUACAUCAGCUCCACGGGAGAGUGGAUUGAGGAGUUAACUGAGAAACCCCAACAUGUGAGCGUCCAUGUGUUAAGCUCGACGACUGCCUUGAUGUCCUGGACGUCUUCCCAAGAGAAUUACAACAGCACCAUUGUGUCCGUGGUGUCCCUGACCUGCCAGAAACAAAAGGAGAGCCAGCGGUUGGAGAAACAGUAUUGUACUCAGGUAAACUCAAGCAAACCUGUUAUUGAGAAUCUGGUUCCUGGCGCCCAAUACCAGGUGGUGCUAUACCUAAGAAAAGGCCCUUUGAUUGGACCACCUUCAGAUCCUGUGACAUUUGCCAUUGUUCCCACUGGGAUAAAGGAUUUAAUGGUCUACCCCUUGGGUCCAAGAGCAGUGGUCCUGAGCUGGACCAGACCUUACUUAGGAGUGUUCAGAAAAUAUGUGGUGGAGAUGUUUUAUUUCAACCCCACAACAAUGACCUCAGAGUGGACAACCUACUAUGAAAUAGCAGCGAGCAUCUCUUUAACUGCAUCUGUGAGAAUAGCCAAUCUGCUGCCGGCGUGGUACUACAACUUUCGAGUUACCAUGGUGACAUGGGGCGAUCCAGAACUGAGCUGCUGCGACAGUUCCACCAUCAGCUUUGUCACAGCCCCGGUGGCUCCAGAGAUCACCUCCGUGGAGCACAUCAACAGUCUGCUGUAUGUCAGCUGGACGUACGGGGACGACAGCACGGACCUGACCUACUCUAGGAUGCUGCACUGGACAGUUGUCGCAGAAGGGAAGAAGAAGAUAAAAAAGAGCGUGACGCGCAAUGUCAUGACCACGGUUCUCAGCUUGCCCCCAGGAGACAUCUACAACAUCUCCGUCACCGCCUGCACGGAGAGAGGAAGGAACACCUCCGAGCCCCGCCUGGUCAAGCUAGAGCCAGUGCCUCCAAAGUCCCUGUUCGCAGUGAACAAAUCGCAGACUUCCGUGACCCUGCUGUGGGUGGAGGAGGGCAUAGCUGAUUUCUUCGAAGUCCUUUGCCAGCCGCUCGGCCCUCGUGGGGAAGCCAAGCUCCAGGAACCGAUAGCCGUUUCUUCUCAUGUCGUGACCAUCUCCAGCCUCCACCCGGCCACCGCCUACAACUGCAGCGUCACCAGUUUUAGCCAUGACAGCCCUAGUGCGCCCACAUUUAUAGCUGUCUCAACAAUGGUUACAGAGAUGAAUCCCAACAUAGUAGUAAUCUCAGUGCUGGCCAUCUUGAGCACCCUUUUAAUUGGACUGCUUCUUGUCACCCUAGUCAUCCUUCGGAAGAAACAUCUACAGAUGGCAAGGGAAUGUGGAGCAGGCACGUUUGUCAAUUUCGCCUCCUUGGAAAGAGAGGGGAAGCUUCCUUAUAACUGGCGUCGAAGCAUCUUUGCUUUCUUAACUCUGCUACCUUCAUGUCUUUGGACUGACUAUCUUUUGGCAUUUUAUAUUAAUCCUUGGAGUAAAAAUGGCUUAAAGAAGAGGAAACUGACUAACCCAGUUCAGCUGGACGAUCUGGACUCCUACAUCAAGGAUAUGGGCAAAGACUCCGACUACAAAUUCUCUCUGCAGUUCGAGGAGUUGAAACUGAUCGGACUGGAUAUCCCUCACUUCGCUGCCGACCUGCCGCUGAACCGAUGUAAAAACCGCUACACAAACAUCCUGCCAUACGACUUUAGUCGAGUGAGGUUGAUCUCUAUAAAUGAAGAGGAAGGAGCAGACUACAUCAAUGCCAAUUAUAUUCCUGGUUACAACUCACCCCAGGAGUAUAUCGCCACCCAGGGGCCCCUGCCGGAAACCAGAAAUGACUUCUGGAAGAUGGUUCUGCAACAGAAGUCUCAGAUUAUCGUCAUGCUCACUCAGUGCAAUGAGAAAAGGAGGGUGAAAUGUGACCAUUACUGGCCAUUCACGGAAGAACCUAUCACUUAUGGAGACAUCACGGUAGAGAUGGUCUCAGAGGAAGAGCAAGAUGACUGGGCCAGCAGACACUUCCGGAUCAGUUACGCUGACGAGAUGCAGGAUGUGAUGCAUUUUAACUACACCGCCUGGCCUGAUCACGGCGUGCCCACAGCAAACGCAGCAGAAAGUAUCCUGCAGUUCGUCCACAUGGUCCGACAGCAGGUGACCAGGAGGAAAGGUCCCAUGGUCAUUCACUGCAGUGCGGGAGUGGGGCGGACGGGAACCUUCAUCGCCCUGGACAGGCUCCUACAGCACAUCCGUGAUCAUGAGUUUGUGGACAUCUUGGGGCUGGUGUCAGAAAUGAGGUCGUACCGGAUGUCGAUGGUACAGACAGAGGAGCAGUACAUCUUCAUCCACCAGUGCGUGCAGCUGAUGUGGCUGAAGAAGAAACAGCAGUUCUGCGUCAGCGACGUCAUCUACGAAAACGUGAGCAAGUCCUAGUCCCGAGACCCGAGCAGAGACGACAUGAUGUGCGCCCAUCCUCCCUCACUUCCAGAUUUUUUUUUUUUUUUUGGAAGGGUCCUCUAGUCAUUUUGAGAAAACAAGCCCUUUCUUUGUAUAGUAUGUGGCCAAGGAGGUUAAUUUAUCUCAUAGAAGCACCAGGAAGAUUUAGCCUUAAAUAAAGAGCCUACACUGUCUUUUGGACUCUUUCCACUUCUGGAUCUUUGAUGGACCAAAUUCAAUAGAAUUCCAGAAAGGUCAAGAUGCUCUGCCAAGGGCAGAAAGUACAUCCCUAUCAGGAGUUCAGUUGGCCCUUUGUCGUUUGAACUGAGUAGAAUGUUUCUGUUUUUUUUUUUUUUUAUUUUAAGUGCAAUAAUUUUUGUAUGUGUGUGAUUUUAUCAGAAAGUUGAACUGUGUUCUGCCCCACACCAUUGAUCAAUGCCAUCACCCAGGAAGUAGCAGGCACAGUUAGCGUCAAGUUACACCUCAUUGUUUAAGAGGCACGGACACACAGGAACAAGUGGUGCAUCUACUUUGAAGAAGUGGAACAAAAGAGAUUUAUACUCCACCUUUAAACUCACUGCAUCAGAGGGCUGGAGAGAUGGCUUAGCGGUUAAGCGCUUGCCGGUGAAGCCUAAGGACCCCGGUUCGAGGCCCAGGACCGACGUUAGCCAGAUGCACAAGGGGGCGCACACAUCUGGAGUUCCU